This is a messenger RNA of Solanum dulcamara, 327 nucleotides long. RefSeq names its product B3 domain-containing protein Os11g0197600-like. The record is from RefSeq and is a predicted model, not a curated record. Gene Ontology annotation, molecular function: DNA binding. Lineage: Eukaryota; Viridiplantae; Streptophyta; Magnoliopsida; Solanales; Solanaceae. Bases 1 to 327 code for a protein of 108 amino acids. The transcript has 2 exons.
AUGAGAAAUUCUGGAGCUACUAGAGAUGAUAGCCUUUGCUUCUACAAGAUUGUUUUGGAUCGUCAAAUGGAAGAAUUGAGAAUUCCAUCAGAAUUUGUGAAGCAUAUAACAGAAGAAGGAACAGGAAAAGCAUUGCUCAAAAGUCGUUGUGGAAAGUGUUGGAGCAUGAAACUACGAGAGGAUGAAAAUGGAAUGUUCUUCCGUGGUGGUUGGAAAAAAUUUGUGAUGGAGCAGCAUUUUGAACAAGGUGAAUUUCUACUUUUUCAUUAUGAUGGAAAGAAGACAUUCAAUGUACGCGUUUUCAACAAAAAUGGACUGGAGAAAUAA